Messenger RNA from Contarinia nasturtii (swede midge), 3635 nucleotides. Its product is annotated as neprilysin-4-like. Gene Ontology annotation, molecular function: metalloendopeptidase activity. The record is from RefSeq and is a predicted model, not a curated record. Bases 446 to 3484 code for a protein of 1012 amino acids. The transcript has 6 exons. Gene Ontology annotation, biological process: protein processing. Gene Ontology annotation, cellular component: plasma membrane. NCBI's taxonomy places the organism in Eukaryota, Metazoa, Arthropoda, Insecta, Diptera, Cecidomyiidae.
UUGCAUCAAGACGUACAAAGAGCUCACUCACAGCAAGAUCUUAUCGCAAAAGCAGAACGAAAACGAUUGCAGUAAUUUACUCGCAACGAAUUGAAUUGCAAAGAAACAAGUUUUACCCGCGUGAUGCCUCAAAACUAGUUCAUCGAUCACAAGACGUAUGCGAAUUUUAUUCGAAAACCGUAUACAAUAUUUCUUCCUCAUAGAGAACGAAAAAGUGUCACAAGUGCUAGAAACAAAAAAUUAAAUAAGCAAAAAAAAGAGAUAAUUAUUAUAUUUAAGAUUGUGCAUAAAAAGAUGUGAGCACUUUGACUGUAUAGCCAUUCUAAAACAGCAAUGGAUCGAUGAGUGCUCGAACGGUUUGACGUGUAUCUUAUUUUGUGUGAUCUGAAAACAUUCUAUGUGUACAUUCGUGUGUUUGGUUGAUAACAAACGAAGGUGCAUUUAAAUGAGUGGAAAGGGUGAAAAUGAAAUGUGCGGCAUUGAUGUUGAGGCAGUGACGCCAAAUGACUUACCGCCGCUGAAGUCGCAAACAUCAGUAACAAAUUCAAUAAAUUGUCGCAUCGGUGUGGAUAAAAAAAGUGGACGAGUAAAAUGGUGUCCAGACUGUCAGUUUAUAAAAUUUUUACUAGUCUUACCUAUCAUUCUACUGCCGAUUAUUGUUGUAUUUGUACUGAUGAUGCGUAUAUCGAGCACAUUCACUGGUCGCAUCGAAGUAUUACCAACCACCGAACGGGUAAAAAUGUCCACCGAUUUGGAGGCGUAUCAUCGUUUACAAACACGGGAUGUGAAUCAAUUGCAGGCAAUCAUCAAUCAUAAUUGUGAAAUAUUUCGUGAUGCCAAUGGCGUUGAAAAAUCGAUUGAUAUGUAUGACAAAGAUUUGUUUCGUGAUAUUCGCACUUCAUUUAUACCAUCGGAAAUGUGUUUGCGUCGAUAUCGCGAAAUGUCGGACGAUGAAAUAGAACGCAUAAAUAGUGUUAUCAAUGACGACGGUAGUGGCGGUAAUCUAUCUAAAACGCAUCACAUGAAUCAAUCAAAUGGUGUUGAUCAAUUAAGACGAUGGAUCAAUAAAUAUGAUGAUUCGAUUGAUUUUAAUCGAUUGAGCUAUGAACAUGGGCCGGGAGAUUUUCAGCAUCGACGACGACGUCGACAAAUUGACGACAUUAUCGCAAAUCAAAGCAAACGAAAUAAUGACAGCGAUGCACAUAGCACGCAUGCAAACGACGAUUACAACAAAGAGACGGUCGGUGAUAAACCAUUGGAAAUACCGGCAUUUUUACGAACAUUUUGGAAAGGUGGCAAGACAUACGAUCAAAUACGAAAUAGUCAAGUGGAAAUUAUAAAACAGUAUAUGGAUUCGACGGUGCCGCCUUGCUCAGAUUUUUAUCAGUAUGCGUGUGGCAAUUGGGAUAAAUUAAAUCCAAUACCAAAAGACAAAGCUGCGUAUGACACUUUUGAAAUGUUACGUGAAAUUUUGGAUAUUGAAUUAAAUGGUUUGUUGGCAGAGAGUGAAAUAAAGACAUUGGAUACUGAUAGCAUCAGCACCACAAGCAACAGUAGAAUCGAUGAUGAUGUAAGUACAAGUGAAAUGCCAUUAACUGAAAGUGCAGAUUCGAUUGAAAUCAAUAUCAUCAAAGGAAGUAAAAAUGCCGAAAAAUCAAUCGUAAGUGCGGAGAAAAAAGCAAAAAAUCUGUACAAAUCAUGCAUGAAUUCAGAGAUAUUGGAACAACGGCAAUUGACUCCAUUGUAUGCAUUGCUUGAAACAUUGGGAGGUUGGCCCGUACUUGAUGGCGAUAAAUGGGAUGCAUCAAAAUUCAAUUGGUUGGAAUUGGCGGCGAAAUUGCGUCUUUAUAAUAAUGAUGUGUUCAUCAUGCAGUGGGUCGGACCGGAUAUAAAAAACUCAAACGAAAACGUCAUUCAAUUUGAUCAAAAUUCACUUGGCCUGCCGACUAGAGAUUAUUUUAUCAAAUCAUCGAACCAUGUUUACCUCGAAGCGUAUCAAGCAUUUGCACAGCAAGUGAUUCAAUUGUGUGGCGCAAAUGUGAACGAUAGCAUCAAAGCGGCUGAAGAAAUUGUCAAGUUUGAAAUUGAAUUGGCAUCAAUAAUGGCAUCUCCUCAAGAACGAAUAAAUGUAACUCAAUUGUAUCGACGCAUGACCGUUGCCAUGCUCUACGAUUAUGUGCCCGAAAUCGAUUGGCAAAACUAUUUGCAAAUUGUUUUAGAGCAAAAAAUUGAUCGAAACGAAGUGAUUGUUAUGUUUGCGCUCAAUUUCAUGCAAGACGUUGUUCAUUUGAUAAACAAUGUGGACGCCCGAAUAGUGGCCAAUUAUAUGCUGUGGAAAUUUGUACGACAUCGCAUAAAUAGCUUAGACGAUCGAUUUCAAGAAGCAAAACAACAAUUUUAUAAUGUUUUAAUUGGACGAAAACAAUCACCGCCACGAUGGAAAAUUUGCGUCAAUCAAGUGAACUCGAAUAUGGGCAUGGCCGUUGGGGCAAUGUUUGUACGCGAAUAUUUCGAUGAUAACAGCAAACAAGACACGCUUGCCAUGACACACGAAUUGCAAGACACUUUUCGGGAAAUAAUCAACGAAACGUAUUGGUUGGAUGACGAAACAAAAGCAUUGGCCGAAUCGAAAGUUGAUAAAAUGUCACUGAAAAUCGGGUAUCCCGACUAUAUUUUAAAUGAAGAGCAACUUAAUGAAAAAUACGCUGACUUGGAUAUUCAUCCGGAACGAUAUUUUGAAAAUAUUUUAAAUGUUCUGCGCCAUUUGACACGGUCGGAACAAACCAAAUUACGGGAGGCAGUCAAUCGAACCACAUGGAAUACAAAUCCGGCUGUUGUGAAUGCAUAUUAUAGUCGCAAUAAGAACCAAAUAAUUUUUCCGGCAGCCAUGCUACAACCCCCAUUUUAUCAUCGUUUUCUUCCACGCAGCUUCAACUUCGGGGGAAUCGGUGUUGUAAUCGGUCACGAACUCACUCAUGGAUUUGAUGAUAAAGGGCGUCUUUUUGACCAAUAUGGUAAUUUGAAUCGAUGGUGGAGCGAACCAGCGAUUGAAGUUUUCCAUCAGCGUGCGAGUUGUUUGAUAUCACAGUAUGGUAAUUAUAAAAUGAACGAUAUCGGUGGUGUGGCUGUGGACGGAAUCAUAACGCAAGGUGAAAAUAUAGCUGAUAAUGGUGGCAUCAAACAAGCAUAUCGUGCAUACGAAAAAUGGCUGAAAAAUCAUUGCCAAACGACUGAAUGCAUCAAUCAAGAGCAUCUGGAGGGAUUAAAUGUCACCCAUAAACAGUUGUUUUUCCUUAAUUUCGCUCAAGUUUGGUGUGGCGCGAUGCGACCAGAGGCAACGAAGAAUAAAAUGAAGACGGCCGUUCACAGCCCAGCACGGUAUCGAGUAAUAGGCACAUUAUCAAAUUCAAAGGAGUUUUCCGAUGCAUUCGGAUGUAGUACAGCGUCUGCAAUGAAUCCGCCGAAAAAAUGCAGCGUUUGGUAAAAGUGUGAAUAGAGAAUGAAAGAGAAGAAAAAGAAACGCUCAAUUUUUUCAAUCAAAGAAAACAAUAUUUUCUUUGUUUUGGUUCUGUGGAUAUGUUUUUAUAAGAUGAGGAUUAAUUAAAUAUUUAUAACAGUCGAUCAAUAAACCAACU